AAGAAAAAAAGUUUUGACUUUCAUCAUUAUCAUGAUCGUUGGAAAAAUAUCAAUAUUUGACGGAAUACUCUGAUAACGGAUUACUAUAUUUCUUAUAAAAAUGACACGUGUGAAUGGAAUACAGGCUUUACUGGUGAUUUGCGGAGCAUGUUUAGUCCUCAUUAUCUGUAAAUACGAAUUCGUCAACAAACAAUUAGGUUUUCUUACUAUGCCGACAAACGAACCAAAAAAGAACUCCGUCUCGACACUCACAAAUUUACAUUUUAAUAGCACGGAAAUGAUGCUACAUUUUGCAUCUCAAGCAAAGAGAGACUUCGUUAAAAUUGCUCAAGAUAUGAAAACCACGUCUUUGCAGAACUACAUGAAUAGUACUUUGUCGGACGUAAGCGCCUUAUUGGAAGUUAAAGAAAAUAUGUUAUAUACCUUUGAAGAAAUCUUCUCAUCUACGCAGAUUGAUCUUAAACUUCAAGACGUUGUAAAAAGUUCGCCAUUUUCUUCAUUGAGAAAGGAUCGGUUGCCGAUUAACGAGGCAAUUCAAAAGGAACUAAUACAAAGGUAUCACGACAAAGGAUUUGGCCAUUUUUCCGAGUUUGUUCUCAAAAGAUGUGAAGGUUUGAAGGAACUGUCUGCAAACGAUUCUGGGAUAAUGGAAACGUUAUCAAAUGUGUGCAAGAAGCUUCUUAAACUACAGACUGAACUCGCAAGGGGGAUCCUAGAAGAACAAAUCAGACAUCAGACGGGUAACGAAUGGAGAAUAAAGAUGUCACGUGAGCUGCAGAGUGAGGUCCAAUAUCAUCUGAAUCAAUAUAAGGAAUCUCCCCAAUGUAACUCAUCUAGAAUUUUGACGUGUCUGCAUGUGUUCUGGACACCUAUAGGAAGUUUUAUACACAGAACCCUUAGUUGUUUGGUAGCUGCUCUUUCCCUACAGAGAGCAUUGGUCAUGGAUGCAAAGAACCCUACAUUUAUUCCGACGAAUUGGGGAAAUUAUAUGAAUUUAAAACAUAGGCGACAAUGGCCUUGUUCGAUAUCAAAUUCAAUGAAUAUAAACAAUGAGAAAGACCUUGCAAAGUAUUCUUCAUUUGAAGAACUGACGAUGCCCGCAUCUGGAAAUUCAAUUACGAAUCCAACGGAAAUUCCAAAUCAUUUGGCCAAGAAAUUGUUUUCCUUCAACAAACAUCCGUCAGCUUGGUGGAUAGGAGUAAUGGCUGAAUACGUCAUGCUGGGGAAAGAUAAACUUUCGAGAAUAUUUCAGGACGCAAUUCAGACAAUGCCGUUCACAUCCCCAGUUGUCGGGGUGCACGUAAGAAGAACGGACAAGAUUGGUCCAGAGGCCAGGUUCCAUGCAUUAGAAGAGUACAUGAGACAUGUGGCUGAUUGGUACAAUGCAUACGAGGCAGUUCACGGCCGUGUUGAGCGCAAGGUGUAUUUGGCGUCGGACAACGUCGAAGUUCUCUCCGAAGCCGAGCAAAAAUACCCAGAGUAUGUGUUUAUGUUCAACAAAACCACAACAAAGCACUCCACGAAUGUUAAAACUCGAACGUCAGAAAAACUGGCAAUGGAUGGAAUUGUUCGCGACACUGUUUUGUUGUCAAGAUGCGACUUUCUCGUGUGUACCAUGAGUUCUAAUAUAUGUCGAUUGGCGUACGAACUCAUGCACGUACAAACAGGGGAUGCUUUCGACAGAGCAGUUUCCGUAGAUGUGGACUGGUUUUAUUAUAUACAAUUAUCAAGAAUAUAUACUGCUAUGAUGCACCAUAGUAAUCCAGUGCAUAUGGAAAUAAGUUUUAAGGUCGGUGACGUCAUCAUAACAAACACCUUCAAGCAGAGUCAAGUUCAAGAAAAGGGGUUUAUUAUAGGAAAGAAUAGAAGAACCGGACAGACGGGAUUAGUGCCAAAAUACAAAAUUGUUGAAGUCUUUAUACAAAAACAAUACACGCAUCAAUAAAUGUUGCCAUGGAGAUUUUCAAUGUUGGAUGUUAAAAGUUAAAUCACUGACUUUUCGUUCCCGUGCUUACCUUUGCUCACAACAUGGAUAAUAUUCAACAAAAUUAAUAUGACAAAGACUUGUGUUUUCUUGUAUAUUUAUUUAUCUAUUUGAAUUUACUAAUCAUCGAUCCGUAUACAUAAGGAGCAAUGCCUUAUUCCGGACAGGAACAGAAGGACCUCGCAUGAAAAUACAAAAGUGUGUGAGGUCGAUAUCACAAUCACAAUGUUAAAUAUUACAUUUUUUUAAGAGAAUGAUUACAAAUAUUUUCAUUUCUUUUUAAAUUAACUGUUACACAUUAAAAUGAAAUAUCUAAUUUGUUUAAUAUUUUAAAGUCAUUGAAUAACAGUGACUUCGUAAAAUAACACGACACGUUUUUAUAUCAGAGCAAAAACAUGAUAUUUCACAUGUUAAACGAUUUUCCACUGGAACAAAUAAUUAUCACCUAUCUGAAUAACUAUUAUCUUCUACUAUCUGUUUACAAUUAUAAAUUUGUGUAUAAGAUUCAUCACAAUUUAUUAUUAAUUUUAUUUUCAAUAAAGCAUUACCAUGUUAAUGAAUAACCAUUCAUGUAAAUUUAUUACAAUGUAAAUGAAUAUGUUCUGUAUAGGAGAAAAUAUUCUGAGUUGAGUUAAGUUGAGUUGAUACGUGUACGCGUUUUAUGCUGUUUAACAAUACAUCAUUGGCUUGAUCUCAAUAACGAUUCCACUGGCGCCGGAGUUUCAAACUCAUUUUUUUUUAUAAAUUGUUUUUCUUAUAAUUCA
Molecule: messenger RNA, 2748 nt
Organism: Mya arenaria
Lineage: Eukaryota; Metazoa; Mollusca; Bivalvia; Myida; Myidae
Product: alpha-(1,6)-fucosyltransferase-like
Exons: 12
Coding region: 101-1945 (614 amino acids)
Biological process (GO): protein N-linked glycosylation
Molecular function (GO): protein binding; alpha-(1->6)-fucosyltransferase activity
Source: RefSeq, a predicted model, not a curated record